This is a messenger RNA of Staurois parvus, 342 nucleotides long. NCBI's taxonomy places the organism in Eukaryota, Metazoa, Chordata, Amphibia, Anura, Ranidae. The record is from the annotation of a GenBank genome assembly.
CAUAGCACCACUUCUUUUAUACCACGUACUAAAUAGUGAAAUGACUGCUGACCUUUGGGGAGGUGGGGAGCGGGUACCUGAAUUUGACAGGUACCCGCUCUUACUUCCGCAGAGUUUUUGUUUGAUCUUACCUGUUCCUCGAUCCAGCCGCGCGCUGUCUUCCUGGCUUCUGUAAUGGCGCUCGGCAUGACAGCCGGGUGCCCAGUGCGCAUGAGCGAGAAGCACUUGCGCUUUGUGAUUGAUCCGGCGGCUUCUGGGAUCUGUCAUGUGUCCCAGGUACCGCCUUACCAUUCACAAAAAGCAUUGCUUCUUGCGCAUGCGCACUUGGCACCCGGCUGUCAU